Molecule: messenger RNA, 798 nt
Organism: Colletotrichum costaricense
Lineage: Eukaryota; Fungi; Ascomycota; Sordariomycetes; Glomerellales; Glomerellaceae
Exons: 1
Coding region: 1-798 (265 amino acids)
Source: RefSeq, a predicted model, not a curated record
AUGACCCUGCGGUCAAAAAGACUAAUCGACGAUUGGUUGAGGCUCGAUGAGUUCGCAACUAAACGGUUGUGGAAUCAUCUCUUUUCGAAGGAGAUUUUCUCCGAAAAGGAGUUUGUCAUCGGCCCAGAGCAGCCUCCAGUACAAUUGCAUUCUAGGAGACGGGCCGACUUUAUCAUCGAACGGUAUAGCGGCCGGGAGUUGGUUAUCCAGGUCAUGGUCGAGCUGAAGAAGGGCAGAGCUGGGCCUCAAGAUGUCGUGGAUGUGGAGAGUCAGCUAUACUCCGCUUGUUAUGAGUACUAUACGGAACACCCCGAACGGGAAAAAAUGUGGACGUGCAGCAUCUGCGGGCCCAGGGUCCGCAUCUGGGCCUUCGACGCUCAGCUUGACUACCUGGUCCCCGCGUGCCCAGCCUACGGCGCCAUAGGGGAGAUUUCAUCCUACCUCGACUUUCGAACUUCGGAAGCAACUCUGAUGGCCUACUCCGAUACCAUUAAGCAGAAUUUGCAACCGCCUGACGCCGUGUUCGAGGUGUCAGAGGCCAGCACAUCGGACGAAAGCAUGUCGGACGACGUGAUCUUGGAAGAGUUGAACCCAGCGAGUGUCACAUUCGCUGUUGCAGUCAAAAGGCGCAGCCAGGGACCGAAAAUCAAGACGAGAGAUGGCACCGGAGUCAGCACUGACAAAGCCAGAUGGAAACCAGCGCAAUGCAUGGUGGAUGGGACGAUGGUUAAGGGCUUCAAAUAUGUAGGUAACUCGGGGACGGUUUAUCUUUCCAUGAAUGUCAACAACUACUUCUAG